Molecule: messenger RNA, 1005 nt
Organism: Trypanosoma theileri
Lineage: Eukaryota; Euglenozoa; Kinetoplastea; Trypanosomatida; Trypanosomatidae
Product: chaperone DnaJ protein
Exons: 1
Coding region: 1-1005 (334 amino acids)
Cellular component (GO): cytosol
Molecular function (GO): protein-folding chaperone binding
Source: RefSeq, a predicted model, not a curated record
AUGGGUAUUGAUUACUAUAAGGUUCUUGGCGUUGGUAGGAAUGCAACACCUACGGAGAUUAAGAAGGCUUAUCACCAGUUGGCGUUGAAGUAUCAUCCUGAUAAGUGUACUGGGAACCGUGAAGAAGCUGAACGUCGUUUUAAAGAAGUUUCGGAGGCUUAUGAUGUUUUGAGCGAUGAGAAUAAGAAGAAGAUUUAUGACAAGUAUGGAGAGGAGGGGCUAAAGGGAGGUGUUCCUGCGGAUGGUGGUGCUGGUGCCAAUUUUCAUGGUGCGUUUCCUGGUGGUACGCACUACUCGUUUUCGCAGGGUGACGCUUUUAAUAUUUUUCGUACUUUUUUUGGCUCGAGCGAUCCGUUCGCUGGUGGUGAAGAAUUUGGUGGUGGUGGUCCUGGUCUUCAUCGCGUGUUCCGUGGUUUUGGUGGUCCUCAAGGGUUUGCGUCAGGAUUUGGUUCUCCAGAGAUGUCGCCUGUUCAUGAGGUGCCCCCUGUUGAGUAUACGUUUGCGUGCACACUGGAGGAGAUUUAUCAGGGAUGUACAAAGAAGUUUAAUGUGUCUCGGCAGAUGCCAGGUGGUACGGAAAAGAAGGUGUUUGAGGUCAAGGUGCUUCCUGGGUAUAAGAAGGGUACAAAGAUUCGGUUUGAACGUGAAGGAGGUAUUGUGCAAGGAUAUCCUCCUAAUGUGAUGGCUGAUAUGGUCUUUGUUCUUGACGAGAAGCCGCAUCCGCGGUUUGAACGGAGCGGUUCAGAUGUCCGAACAACAGUCCAUAUUAACUUGAAACAGGCGUUAUUGGGUACUACUGUAAAUGUGGUCUGCCUUGACGAAACCACAACUUCCCUCCCACUAACAGGAGUGAGCAAGAACGGUCGUCAAUUACGUGUGAGUGGCAAAGGUUUUCCUGAUCGAAAGACGGGAAGAACUGGUGAUAUGUAUGUAACAAUUGCAGUUGAUAUGCCGGCAUCGAUAAACGAAGAGACAAAGAAAUUGGUUGCAAAAUGCCAGUUUUAG